ACUUCUCAUUCCCAAACAUUACCAUACUGUCGAUUCUAGCCUACCGUAACACAGAUUUUAACCCUUAUGUGCAUUUGUAAUUCGUGUAAUUCGAUGAAUGGCAAUUUGGUUAUUUUGCUUCAUGCUAUAAACCCAGUUUAAUUGUUAUUUAGAAAAAUCAAGAUGGCAUUGUUGCAGUGGAGGAAAUUCAACUUUUUUGAAGUCACCAAGGAUGUGGACAAAGGCGCUCUUAAUGAAGCUCUACAAUCGGCGGAUGUGGUGUGCACGGGCAGCGGCCGCGGCUGUCUGGUGCUGGGGGACAGCCGCGGCCUGGUUCACUUUGUCAGUCGACAACUGGAGGUGCUCUCCCACCGACUGUUUGAAGCUCGCGUGUCGCAGCUGGCGCAGCUCAAGUUCAGCCCUGUUCUGGCUGCUGCUGGGGAGGACGAGAUCGGAGUGUCUUCGAUCAAAGUGUUCGGCCUGGAGCAGCUAGAUGGUGGCGGCGCGCCGCGCCUGCUGCGACAACUAAAGCUUCCUCCAGCCGCCGCCGACGGCGGCACCGCCGUCACCUGUUUGUCUGUGCACGAGAAUCUAUUCAUGGCGGCCGGCUUUGCUGACGGAAGGGUCAUCUUGUGGAGAGGUGACCUGACCCGGGAGCGGGCCGGCAAGCCCCAGGUUCUUCACUCGGGCUCGGCUCCCGUCACCGGACUCGGCUUCAGAAGCACCGGCAAGACGAGUCACUUGUUCGUGGCCACCGCCCAGGAGGUGUGCUGCUACAACGUCACGUUCAAGGACAAGGAGAACCAGAUCCGUCUGGACGAGACUGGGUGCGCUCCGCACUGUGCUGUGAUGUCUGAGGGCACCUCUGAACCGCAGUUCACAGUGGGAAAACCAGACGCCAUAUACUGCUACAGCCCCAACGAGCGUGGCGCGUGUUUUGUGUUUGAGGGAGAGAAGCGGCUGCUGCACUGGUUCAAGGGCUAUCUGGUGGUACUCGGGGCUGAGAAGGUCACGGCAGCGGGCGGAGGAGCAGAGGCUACCUCGACCGAGCGGCACGUUCUGACCGUGUACGACGUGGCCAACAAGUACGUGGCGCUGCACGUGCCGCUGCGGGACGUACAGCACGUAGUCAGCGACUGGGGCCAGCUGUUUGUGGUGACCUCUCAGAGGAAGCUGCACGCGCUGCGCGAGCUGGACACACAGGCCAAGCUGCAGGUGCUCUUCAAGAAGAACCUCUACGACAUGGCUAUCAAACUGGCUCAGUCUCAGCAGUACGACGCUGACGGACUGAUGAACAUAUUCAAAGAGUACGGCGACUACCUGCACGGAAAAGGAGACUAUAGCGGGGCUGUGCAGCAGUACAUCAAAACCAUAGGCAAACUGAUACCGUCCUAUGUCAUCAGGAAGUACCUGGACACUCAGCGUAUCAGCGACCUGACUGUGUAUCUGGAGGCACUGCACCACGGCGGUCACGGCAGUGCCGACCACACCACGCUGCUCAUCAACUGCUACACCAAGCUGAGGCUCACCGAGCAGCUCGACCAGUUCAUACAGGGCGAGGGCGACGCGGUGGAGUACGACGUCGCCACGGCGGUGCGCGUCUGCCGCAGCUCGGGAUAUCACGAGCAGGCGCUGCUGAUCGCCGACAGACACCGACAGGUGGACGUGGUGGUCUCCAUACUGACAGAGGACCUCGGGGACCCCGGCCGGGCGCUGCAGUACAUCAGCAAACUGCCGCAUGAACAGUGCGAGGCGGCGAUUCUGCGUCACGGUGCCGCCCUUCUGAAGGUGAAACCCACAGACACCGUGGAACUGCUGAAGAAACUCAGCUGCGCCCCCAAGUCGGGCGCUGACGCCGACUCGGAGCGUUCGGUGCCCAUUCAGCAGUAUCUGGACCUGUUCGUAGCGGCUCCGUCCGCCCAGGCCUCUUUCCUGCAACACCUGAUGGAGGUGCGCCCAGCGGCGCUCGACUCCGAUGCUCUACUAGCACUGCUCGAGGUGUACCUUCCCCGCUCCGAAGAGCAGCAGGAUCCAGGCGACGACUGGACGCCGCCGGGAGGCUUCGGCGGCGAUGGUGGCGCCUCUAGCGGUGGUGGUGGCGCAACCGGUGGCACAGACACCAGCGCCCCUGUCGGCGACACGGAGAAGGCGCUGCGUGUGCUCGACUGUGUGCGACUGAAGGACGUGCCGCUCGCACUGCGGGUCUGUCAGGACCACGGCUUCCAGCAGGGGGUCGCCAAGCUGUACGAGCGAUACGGAAUGCACUCGCACAUCCUGCACACGCAGCUGGAGGCUGCCGACUACCCGGCCGCCCUGGAGACGUGCCGACGGUUCGGCGGCGAGCAGCCGCUCCUCUGGCUGGACGCUCUCAGGGCGCUGACCAAGCUGCUCAACCCGCCGUCAGAGGUCAUCACCGUGGUCCUGGAUAACAUAGAGAAGGGUAAGGUGGCGCCCAGUCUGGAGGUGGUGGAAAUCCUGGUCGAGUCGCCCACCCUGGAACUGGGCGCCGUGCGCGACUACAUGAUGCGCGUGCUCACGGCCGAUCAAGAGGCUAUUGAUGAGCACACAGCGGCCGCCCAGAAGUUCGCCGAGGAGGCCGAGUCCAUCCGAAAGGAGAUCGAGACCGAGGAGAAUAGCGCUAUGGUGUUCCAGCGCACCAUUUGCUCGGCAUGCAGUCAGCCGCUGGAGCUGCCGUCGGUGCACUUUUUCUGUCCGCACUCGUUCCACCAGCACUGCUUCCAGAGCUACGCCGAGGGAGACGACUCGUGUCCCCUGUGUCUGACGGAACAGACCGAGCUGAGGCGGCAGACUAGCAGUCAGCCGACUGAAUCCACGGAGGGAGCCGACAUGGAGGAGCUGUACAGCGAGCUGCGAGCGGCCGACGACAAGUUCAGCGUGCUGUCCGACUUCUUCGGCCGCGGGGUGUUCUCAGAGGCCGAGCGGCCGGCCGAUGGCAGUCAGCAGGCAGCCGCCGCGCCGCCGCCGCCGCAGGCCCAGCCCCCUCAGAAUGUGAGCAGUUACCUGGCGUCGGCUCCGGCCGCGGAGCCGGUGGGGGCAGCGGCAGAGGCGCGGCUAAGACUGCAGGACCGGGCAGCGGCCGCCUCGGCGGGACCAUUCGGUGGAGAGUCGGAGGCGCGUGUCCGGACCGCAGAGCGCCGCUCCGAGCAGGCUGCCACGGUGUCCGAGGGCCGGCUGAGGGCGUCUCAGACCAGCCAGGUGGCGCCGAGUGUGGCUGAGGGGCGCCUCAGGGCGUCCCAGCCGAGCCAGGUGGCGCCUAGCGUCUCCGAGGGACGUCUCCGCGCCGCUCAGGUCAGUCAGGUCAGCUCGGCUGUCCCUGAGGCCCGCGUCAGAGCAGCCGAGGGGCGCUACCCGCAUACAGUGGCGCCGCAGCCGGCCGAAGAUAGAACCAGAGCUUUGGUCCGGCGACCAGAGAUGGCAGUGCAGGCGGCGGCAGCGAAACCCGUCGCACCGAAUCCGUUUGAAGAGGGCCCGAAUCCGUUCGAUGACGAUGAUGACGCACACAAUCCAUUCAAUGAAAAGCCGUCAGAUUCCAACAACCCGUUUGCGGAUGACAUGGAUGAGUACGACAAAAGUCUAAAUCCGUUCGAGGAGUGAAGUGUGAACCAUUCCCAGUGUAAUCGAGCGGGUCGUUUUACUGAAUGAACCGUGGCUUAUCAUGCGUGCAAAUCCGGUAUAUUUAUCGUCCACUGGUAGCCUUGCGAAUGAAUUGCGUAAUUAUGUACUCGUUUGUGAUUAGUUUUAGAGCACCCUGCGUCAAUAAUGUAUGUGAGGGCCGUUCCUUUCGUGCAUGGCUCUGCGCUGCUAAGAAUCGGACCGUGGCACAUUUGUAUCCACCACUCAGAAUGACACACUCUGUAUUCCCGGGCUAUCAUGUGUUACAUACGGGGACCGGAUGUCAGGACGUCAGACCGGAGGCACAUGUUUUGGUUACUCGGCUCUGAGUUCCCUUCUGGCCGUCCUCUGCCUCAGAGCUCCCCGCCUUGUGUAGCUGGGCGCCCACUGUGCCUAGUCUGCCGGGUCGGUAGCGUGGAGGGAGGGGGAGGGGAGGGUCCCCAGACGAAGGCUCUAUGACUGGGCGGCAGGACUAGUCGUUCGUGAUGGCGGCAGGAGCCCUGCGAUCGCCCAGGAUCCGCUCUGGUUUCGAUAAGCCGCCGGCUGUGGUAGUGUUAUUAUUUAGCGGUCUGUAUCGUGUGUUUAUCAAUGUCAGCGAAAUGUAUUGUAUGAAAUAUAGCAUUGCUUUUCAUUUAA
This is a messenger RNA of Amphibalanus amphitrite, 4248 nucleotides long. It is a transcript of the gene Vps11, whose product is annotated as vacuolar protein sorting-associated protein 11 homolog. The transcript has 20 exons. The record is from RefSeq and is a predicted model, not a curated record. Lineage: Eukaryota; Metazoa; Arthropoda; Thecostraca; Balanomorpha; Balanidae. Gene Ontology annotation, molecular function: protein binding; protein-macromolecule adaptor activity. Bases 163 to 3594 code for a protein of 1143 amino acids. Gene Ontology annotation, cellular component: HOPS complex; endosome. Gene Ontology annotation, biological process: organelle fusion; endosome organization; vacuole organization.